Molecule: messenger RNA, 1014 nt
Organism: Parnassius mnemosyne (clouded apollo)
Lineage: Eukaryota; Metazoa; Arthropoda; Insecta; Lepidoptera; Papilionidae
Source: the annotation of a GenBank genome assembly
AUGGCGAAUCGUGGUGGAGCAGCUCGACGCGUUCCUGAAAAUGAGGCUGCUAUUACUUAUGUUCAAUGCGAUGGCUUGGCAGUUAUGAAAAUAGUGAAGCAUUGCCAUGAAGAGUCCUGUAGCAACAUGGAGGUGGCCCAAGGGGCCUUAUUGGGCUUGGUUGUUGAGAAUAGACUAGAGAUCACAAAUUGCUUCCCAUUUCCAAAACAUGAUGAUACAAUGGAUGAAGAGGAGUAUCAGCUAGAUAUGAUGCGCAGACUUCGCAGAGUCAAUGUUGAUCAUUUUCAUGUUGGGUGGUACCAGAGUGCAGAUGUUGGAAACUUUUUGAGCCAGUCUCUGUUAGAGUCUCAAUACCAUUAUCAGACCUCAAUUGAAGAGAGUGUUGUAGUCAUUUAUGACACCAAGAAAUCCGCUAGGGGUUUCUUAACAUUGAAGGCCUACAGAUUGACUCCUCAGGCUAUAGCCAUGUACAAAGAUGGUGACUACACUCCAGAUGCAUUGCGUAACCUUAAGAUAGGUUAUGAGAACCUUUUUAUUGAAGUACCAAUUGUCAUCCGUAACUCACCAUUGACCAAUAUAAUGAUGUCAGAGCUCACGGAGAUGAUUCCAGAGGAAGAGGGCUCAAAGUUUCUGGAUUUAGGAACUGCGUCAGUGCUUGAAGGUCAACUCCGCAGCUUAAUGGAACGCGUCGAUGAACUUAAUCAAGAGGCGAUUAAGUUCAACCGAUACCAGCAGUUGGUGGUGCGUCAACAGCAAGACAAGCACAGAUGGCUGCUGAAGCGGGCACAAGAGAAUUCGGCCCGAGCAGCUAAAGAUGAACCACCACUACCGGAAGAGGAUGUAAACAAACUCUUCAAACCCCACCCGGUCCCGCCAAGGCUGAACCCGAUGAUUGUAGCCGGUCAGAUAAAUACCUACAGCCAGCAUAUAAGCCAGUUCUGCUCCCAAAGUCUGGCUAAGUUGUACUUGACGCAAGCACUGCAAAACGCAAAGGAGGCAAAGCAGAAUAACUAG